Aspergillus ochraceoroseus IBT 24754 is the source of this 2407-nucleotide messenger RNA. RefSeq names its product glycosyltransferase domain-containing protein. The coding region runs from base 392 to 2206 and encodes 604 amino acids. The record is from RefSeq and is a predicted model, not a curated record. The transcript is spliced from 2 exons. Lineage: Eukaryota; Fungi; Ascomycota; Eurotiomycetes; Eurotiales; Aspergillaceae.
UCAUAGAGUGUUAAUCUUGUCCCAACCGGUCGCAUUGAAACAUUUCCAGGCUCUAGUCCGGUCUUACUCUUGCGGCUGUCGUCAUCUUCUUCUUCUACGGUGUACUUGUCAUCUGCAACAUGGUGACUUCUUGCUGUCAUUGAUUUCUUUCCCUCUCAACUUCCACCAUCCUUAGACGCUUCUUCUUCCCCCAUCCCAGUGCCAGCCUCAAUCAGCCUUUGGGCUACUCGGGACGACGUGUGGCGGCAGGAAUGUCCAUUCUCAAGAUUUUUUUGGUUUCAAGCUGCUUGAGACCGUCCGUCCCUUAUCUUCCAUCUGGGUUGAGUGACAGUGCCAUUGCUCUGUUCAGGCGAUCCAUCUCUCGAAAGAGGGUACAAGUGCUCUUCGCCAGAUGGACUCUCGUGGCCUACUGAACGGCCUUUGGGUCGACCAGUAUAAUUCGUGGCGCCUAUCCGCGACAAGGUUCCUGCACCAGACUUACUAUCCCCGUCCGCGAACACGACCAGUCAGGUCGAUUUUCGCUGUCGCAACAUGUUUCUUUCUUCUUUUUCUCUUCCUGCGUCCUCCUCGCGAGCCGAGCAUCAAUUACUGGCUCAAGUACCCCUCAUACCAUCCUUUUCACGAGAACCCUGAAGAUGCUCGAAUCGUGUCCCCGAAACUCUCUCUUGACCGAAAUGAUACCCUUCCUAAUAAUCUACAAAAAACCAACCCAUCUUUCCACCUCGUCUUGCCCGCGACGCGCAAAUCAUCCGCUCUUUGUCGCACCCUGGCCUCCGCCAUGAUUCUGAAUUAUCCACCCCCUACUCUAGUCCGUUACGGGAGAGCUCUACCCGAGCACUCGACAGAAUACGAUUUUAUGGUUGAUAGAAUUACUGGAAUAUACAACUUUCUAGAAUAUACCCCUCGUCUACAAGAUAACGACAUCGUUCUUAUUGUGGAUGGUUUCGACAUAUUCUUUCAAUUGCCCCCGGAGGUGUUGAUCACCCGAUUCCAGGACCUUCUGCGAGAAAACAAUGCCAAGUUGCGAAAGAAAUACGGGAUGGUAACGGUUGAGCGUCCAUUCCGUAAAGAAGGAGUAGAAACCCUUCAAAAGUAUUCCCAGCGCGUGAUUUUCUCCGCUGGCAAAGAAUGCUUCCCAGGUCUUCCACUUGAUGCGGGUUGCGUUACAGUUCCUCGAUCUAGCUUACCCCCAGACGCCUAUGGAUGGAAAACUGAUACGCGGGGACCCCUAACGCGACCACGGUGGCUCAAACCAGGCGCAGCUAUCGGUCAAGUUGCAGACUUGAAACUGAUCUACGCGCAAGUUCUACGGUAUGUGGAGGAGCACCGUAACGUCCAUGGGGAUUAUCUGGCUUUGACGCAGAUGUACGGACGGCAGGAGUACGUUCGGGAACUGGAGAGACUGAGAACCACAAGUGGAUUCAAGGAGAGACUGUACCGAUGGAUUGGUAUAUCCGAGGCAGCGAAUAUGACCAGCGUCCCUCCUCGAUUGGACUCUGGCCAACGGUAUGAGUAUGGAAUCGGCGUGGACUUUGAAUCCCGGCUAUUUUUCAAUGCGUUCAAUUCUAAGCAAGAUGUUGAAUGGUUGAAAUAUAACAAUGUCUCGAAGACAUCAUCUGUUCAGAUGGAACAUCAUGUGCCCCGGGAAAGACGCCUUAUCCUUCCAGACGACUUGUCCGAGGACAAUGUUUGCAACCCAUUUACCCAGCCCAAGUUCGGCAAGAAUGAAUACCUCAAUCCCCCAUGGAAUGAAACUCUGGACGAGCUCCCGAAUAACCGGUCUUGGAAUAACAUCCCCCUGAUGACAAACGUGCAUUCCGCGUCGGUUCCGGUUCUGGUGCAUAUGAAUAUAAAAGACGACCGGAAUGUCGAACGCACCGUCGAACGAAAUUUGCGUGAUACGUGGUGGUCGAAAAUGUGGUUCCACCCUUGGGCCCGGGCUCUUCUCCGCAAGUACAUGCGCGCCCAGACCGGGUUCGAUGCAGCUCAGACGGCCCUACUAGGUGGCCAAAACUGGUGGGACGUGCGUGGCGGCGCAGGAGGAAUCUGGACAGACAAGGGAGAGUGGAUUAACUAUCCUGAAGUCUGCGCAGGUUUUGAGCGUGACAUGUUUGAUGACGAUCUCGGAGUCUGGGGCGAGGAAGCUGGCGGCGAGCCCGGAGGACCCGUAUACAAUGAGUUCGGCAACUUGAUCAAGGGUCAAUAGCUCUAACCGCUCUUGUUUCCCCUUUCUUCAUAUCAUCCCCUUCGUUGCAUAUAUUGAUCUCACCACCUUAUUCUAGGUGUGUUGACUAGCGUGGUUAGGACCACGCACAGGCUAAUGGGUUCUCCAUAGCCGUGUAUAUUCAGUUUGGUGUUGGGGUUCUUAUUGUUGUAAUCCGUCAUGGCGUACUGGCCUGUGUUUCCC